AUGGGUUCAGAUGCUUAUAUUCAGCUUCCUGUGAUCGAUUUUUCCGUGCUAGACAACCAGAAUCCAGACCUUUGCGUCUAUGAUUCCAUCAAAACCCAAGUUUUUGAAGCCCUUCAGGAGUACGGUUGCUUCCACGCAUCCAUAGCUGGGGUUUCACCUGACCUUCAAAAUUCGGUAUAUGGUGCAAUUGAGCACCUUUUUAAUCUCCCGACAGAAACCAAGUCCAAAAACACAUCAACUCAAAUGUUUUACGGGUAUAUCGGAAAUACUCCACAACUUCCGUUGUAUGAAAGCAUGGGUAUUGAUGAUCCUUACAUCCCAGAACAAGUCCAAGAGUUCACCAAUCUUAUGUGUGAAACCGGUUAA
Molecule: messenger RNA, 366 nt
Organism: Helianthus annuus (common sunflower)
Lineage: Eukaryota; Viridiplantae; Streptophyta; Magnoliopsida; Asterales; Asteraceae
Product: probable 2-oxoglutarate-dependent dioxygenase AOP1
Exons: 1
Coding region: 1-366 (121 amino acids)
Source: RefSeq, a predicted model, not a curated record